ACAGAAACAGGGAACCAGAGCCUUUCAGUUGGGAGGAAUAGAAAAGGCAUAUUUUCCAUUCUGUCAUUUUAUAGAUGAAGAAACAGAAGCUGAGGAAGAGUUUGUCCUAGAACAUAGUCCAGGAAACAGGACACCAUUUUUCCAUGGAUCAGGACACACCCCUGAGUCAAGCCAACAGGAAAACGUUGUGCUUCCUUGUGUGAAUCUCUACACAAGGACCCUGAGAAAAGCCACAGAUGAACAUGACUAGUGUCCGUUGCAAGCUGGCCCGUUACCUGGAGGAUCUGGAGGAUGCAGACUUUAAGAAGUUCAAAAUGCACUUACAAGACUAUCCUUCUCAGAAAGGGUGCCGACCACUCCCUCGGAGUCAGACAGAGAAAGCCGACCACAUGGAUCUGGCCACUCUGAUGAUUGACUUCAAUGGUGAGGAGAAGGCAUGGGCCAUGGCAGUGUGGAUUUUUGCUGCAAUCAACAGGAGAGACCUUUAUGAGAAAGCUAAGAGGGAUGCACCAGAGUGGGAUAAUGUAUAUGUGGUAUGCCAGGAAGAAAGCCUUGAAGAAGAGUGGAUGGGUUUAUUGGGGUACCUAACCAGAAUCUCUAUUUGUAAAAAAAGGAAAGAUUACUGUAAGAAGUACAAAAAACACGUGAGGAGCAGAUUCCAAUGUAUUAAAGACAGGAAUGCCCGUCUAGGUGAGAGUGUGAACCUCAACAAACGCUACACCAGGCUGCGUCUUGUCAAAGAACACCAGAGCCAACAGGAGAGGGAGCAUGAACUCCUGGCCAUUGGCAGGACUUCAGCCAGGAUGCUGGACAGCCCUGUGAGUUCCCUGAAUAUGGAAUUGCUGUUUGAGCCUGAUGACCAACACUCAGAGCCUGUUCACACGGUGGUAUUCCAGGGAGCGGCAGGCAUUGGGAAAACAAUACUGGCCAGGAAGAUCAUGUUGGAUUGGGCAUCAGAGAAAAUUUACCAGGACAGGUUUGACUAUUUGUUUUAUAUCCACUGUCGGGAGGUAAGCCUCGGGACACGGAGGAGCCUGGGGGACCUGAUUGUCAGCUGCUGCCCUGAUCCAAACCCACCCAUAUAUAAGAUUGUGAGCAAGCCUUCCAGGAUUCUCUUCCUCAUGGAUGGCUUCGAUGAGCUGCAGGGUGCCUUUGAUGAGCACACAGAGACUCUAUGCACAAACUGGCAGAAGGUGGAGCGGGGAGACAUUCUCCUGAGCAGCCUCAUCAGAAAGAGGCUCCUUCCUGAGGCCUCUUUACUCAUCACCACAAGACCUGUGGCUCUGGAGAAACUGCAGCAUUUGCUGGACCGUCCCCGUCAUGUGGAGAUCCUGGGUUUCUCAGAGGCCAAAAGAAAGGAAUAUUUCUUUAAGUAUUUUUCAGAUGAGCAACAAGCCACAGAGGCCUUCAGGCUGAUUCAGGAGAAUGAGGUCCUCUUCACCAUGUGCUUUAUCCCCUUGGUCUGCUGGAUUGUAUGCACUGGGUUAAAGCAGCAGAUGGACAGUGGCAAGAGUCUUGCCCAGACAUCCAAGACCACCACUGCUGUGUAUGUCUUCUUCCUCUCCAGUUUGUUGCAGUCUCAUGGAGAGAACCAGAAACACCAAGUCUCUGCCAACAUCCGGGGUCUCUGCUCACUGGCUGCAGAUGGAAUCUGGAAUCAGAAAAUCCUGUUUGAAGAGUGUGACCUUAGGAACCAUGGCCUUCAGAGGGCUGAUGUGUCUGCUUUCUUGAGGAUGAACCUAUUCCAAAAAGAAGUGGACUGUGAGAAAUUCUACAGCUUCAUUCACAUGACUUUCCAGGAGUUCUUUGCUGCCAUGUACUACCUGCUGGAAGAGGAGGAACAGGGAGAGUUGAGGCACCUGCCAUGGAGAAGUUCCAAGCUUCCCAACCGAGACGUGACUGUCCUUCUUGAAAACUACGGCAAAUUUGAAAAGGGAUAUCUGAUCUUUGUUGUCCGUUUCCUCUUUGGCCUUGUAAACCAGGAGAGAACCUCCUACUUGGAGAAAAAACUGAGUUGCAAGAUCUCUCAGCACAUCAGGCUGGAACUGCUAAAAUGGAUUAAAGAGAAAGCCAAGGCCAAGAAUCUUCAAAUCCAGCCCAGCCAGCUGGAAUUGUUCUACUGUUUGUAUGAGAUGCAAGAGGAGGAUUUUGUACAAAAAGCCAUGGGCCAUUUCCCCAAAAUUGAGAUCAGUCUCUCCACCAGAAUGGACCAUGUGGUUUCUUCCUUUUGUAUUGAGAACUGCCACAGCGUGGAAUCACUUUCCCUGAGGCUGCUUCAUAACUCCUCAAAGGAGGAGGAGGAGGAAGAGGAGGAAGAAGGGGAAAUGCAGCUCUCUGAGGUGGAUCACUGUGUCCGCCUAGAUCCUCAUGCUGCCUGUACUCACCGGUUGGUGAAUUGUUAUGUCACUCUCAGCCUUUGGCAGGGGCUUUUCUCAGUCCUAAGCACUAACUCACUGAACCUCACUGAACUGAACCUCAGUGACAAUGCUCUGGGGGACCCAGGGGUACAGGUGUUAUGUGAAAUGCUCCAGCGACCCGGCUGUAAUAUUCGGAGACUGUGGUUGGGGCGGUGUUGCCUUUCCCAUCACUGCUGCUUCAACAUCUCCUCAGUCCUGAGCAGCAACCAGAAGCUGAUGGAAUUGGAUCUGAGCCACAACACCCUGGGAGACUUUGGAAUUAGACUUCUUUGUGUGGGGCUGAGGCAUCUAUUCUGCAAUCUGAAGAAGCUUUGGUUGGUCAGUUGCUGUCUCACAUCAGCAUGUUGUGAGGACCUUGCAUCCGUCCUGAGCACCAACCAGUCCCUGACCAGACUCUACUUGGGGGAAAAUGCCUUGGGAGAUGCAGGAGUUGGAAUUCUAUGUGAAAAAGCAAAGCAUCCACAAUGUAAGCUGCAGAAACUGGGGUUGAUGAAUUCUGGCCUUACAUCAGGUUGUUGUCCAGCUUUGUCAUCAGUGCUCAGCACUAACCAGAAGCUCACACACCUUUACCUACGGGGCAAUUCUCUUGGAGACACGGGAGUUAAGCUACUCUGUGAGGGCCUCUUGCACCCCAACUGUAAGCUUCAGAUAUUGGAAUUAGAUGGCUGUAGCCUCACCUCACACUGUUGCUGGGAUCUUUCCACACUUCUGACCUCCAAUAGGAGCCUGCGGGAAUUGAGCCUGGGCAGUAAUGACCUGGGUGAUCUAGGGGUCAUGCUGCUCUGUGAAGUGUUAAAACAGCAGGGCUGCCUCCUAAAAAGCCUGAAGUGUGGAGAAGUGAGAAUGAGCACUCCCCCAACCAAGGUGAAGACCAUCACUCCACGACUCCUCUGGUCCAGGGUGGGACAGCGAAAUCUUGCCGAUGGUGUGUUUUACAAGAGAAGCAUCUCCUUUCCCCUGGCUUGAAGACACCAGGACAAUGAAAUCAUCCAAAUGAGGUGGUUCUCAUUAUAGAACCUUAGAGGAUAUGUUCCUGUUGGUGACCUCAUAUAACUAACUCAUGUAAUAAAGCACUUUUUCUGUUUUUCUCUUCUUACUCUCUCUAAAUCUCCUUUCCCUCAUACCCUUUUUACCCAUCUUUGUUCUGUUUACCUUCACCCAUAUCAUCAUUGUCACACACUCCUAUCUUUCUGACUAUAACAGAACUAGUAAACUAUAUGCUAUGUUGCAGUUUUGUAGCAGCAACUUAUUUAUUUUUAAUUUUUGUAACAGUUAUAUUUUCUAAUAAAAUAAUUCA
Mustela erminea (ermine) is the source of this 3714-nucleotide messenger RNA. It is a transcript of the gene NLRP3, whose product is annotated as NLR family pyrin domain containing 3. Gene Ontology annotation, cellular component: cytoplasm; NLRP3 inflammasome complex. NCBI's taxonomy places the organism in Eukaryota, Metazoa, Chordata, Mammalia, Carnivora, Mustelidae. Gene Ontology annotation, molecular function: sequence-specific DNA binding; DNA-binding transcription factor binding. The transcript is spliced from 11 exons. Bases 237 to 3383 code for a protein of 1048 amino acids. The record is from RefSeq and is a predicted model, not a curated record. Gene Ontology annotation, biological process: negative regulation of non-canonical NF-kappaB signal transduction; negative regulation of acute inflammatory response; inflammatory response.